UCAACACAUCUGCUCGGGUACUGAGUAAACUAUGCAUACCUAACGUAAUGACGGAGUCUGUGCCUAACAGGCCUCUGGACUAUUACACAUGUGCCUUUCGCAAGUCAAAGAUGAGCAGAUUCCUUGGCUGGGAAGAUCACGAUACAUAUUUCACAAAUACGCAGAGGCACCGUGUUGUCUACGAGAUUCUUGCCAGGACAGCAUAUGGGAAAAGGAAGAAGGCUGAAGUCGGAGUGGACAGACUGUUAAAUGAAGGGGCGUACACAGCAGCUUUCCCGCUGCACGAGGGGCCCUUUCAGCUUCCAAAGCACGAGGUCCGACCUGACGAGCUGAACCAGAGGCAGGUUCUCUACUACUACUGGGCCCGCUGGUGCAAAUGGUACAAGUAUCAACCACUGGACCAUAUCAGGGAGUACUUUGGAGAGAAGAUUGCACUCUACUUUGCCUGGCUGGGUAAAAUAUAUAUUCUUAUUUCUGUUGUUCAAAAAAUUUGGCUCAUUUUUUUACAGAUAAAAAGCCCACUCCUUCCUAAAUCCAGGAGGAUUACUGAAUCCAGACCAGAAG
Messenger RNA from Neolamprologus brichardi, 564 nucleotides. NCBI's taxonomy places the organism in Eukaryota, Metazoa, Chordata, Actinopteri, Cichliformes, Cichlidae. The record is from RefSeq and is a predicted model, not a curated record.